Molecule: messenger RNA, 747 nt
Organism: Psylliodes chrysocephalus
Lineage: Eukaryota; Metazoa; Arthropoda; Insecta; Coleoptera; Chrysomelidae
Source: the annotation of a GenBank genome assembly
AUGCUUUACCACAUCUUUUGGCGAAAAUUAAUCAUCCUGUGAAGCCAGCUUAAGAGUCUGAAUAACGUCAACGAAUACAAGAUUUUUCAUUGAAACUGAUUUAAAUGUUUCAUUUGUUACAAUGAACUUCAAAAUGAUGUCAAAAUAUGAUUUCAAAAAAAGAUAGGGUUAUUUUUCACCUAAAUUUUCAUACCUAACAUGAGAUUGGAAUGAACUGUGAAGCAAUUGAAGAUUGUCGAACUUUUACCAUGGCUGAAUCUUAUGGAUUACCCGGAGGCUUUAGUUUUAGAUCAAUACAGAAAACACUUCUAAAUACCCUUAUAUCUGUAAGAGCGCCUAUUGUCGAUUAUCAAGAAGCCAGAGGAGUUUCCAGAGAUGAAAAAGUCACAUUCCUCAAUCUUAUGACGUCUCUAUGUACGCAUGCCUACACAGCUGCAAUCACAAUACUGGUAAUGUUAUGGAACUUGGCGCCACUUCUAGACGGUUUCGUUUAUUUCACAAGAUUCGCCCUGGACAAAAUGAUUGAUAUACUGGAAACUGAUGAUCCCAAAGAGAAGGCAUUAAAGGCAGCAAUGUUUACAGGAGAAAUCAUAGUAAUAUGUUUUCUCAUGUUUAUGAUAGUGGGGCUAAUAUUUUUACCAGUAUUUGUACUUAUUUCAAAAAUAUUUUCCAAAAUUUGGACUAUGAUUUCUUGGUGAUUAUUCAAAAUAUAUUAUACCAACUGCUAUUUGUUUAAUUAUACUGAUC